Molecule: messenger RNA, 739 nt
Organism: Zingiber officinale
Lineage: Eukaryota; Viridiplantae; Streptophyta; Magnoliopsida; Zingiberales; Zingiberaceae
Product: cytochrome b5-like
Exons: 3
Coding region: 104-505 (133 amino acids)
Cellular component (GO): intracellular membrane-bounded organelle; membrane
Molecular function (GO): heme binding
Source: RefSeq, a predicted model, not a curated record
CUUGACCUUGCGAUUCGCAAUUUCGCUGACGCCGAAACAGCGCAGCCAUUGCGCCGGGGACUUCGACUUGACUCCCAAGCGAGCGCGAGAGAGGAGCCGAGCAAUGGCGACCUUAAGCAAGCUGUACUCGAUGCGCGAGGCCGCGGAGCACAACACCAGGGAGGAUUGCUGGGUCGUCAUAGACGGCAAGGUGUAUGACGUGACUUCAUAUCUGGAUGAACACCCUGGAGGAGAUGAUGUGCUCCUUUCAGCCGCAGGGAGGGACUCGACGGAAGAUUUUGAAGAAGUUGGGCACAGCAAUGAUGCUCGUGAACUGAUGCAAGCCUAUUGUGUUGGGGAGUUAGACCCGGACCAUGCUGUUAUCCCUGAGCUUGAAGUUUUCAGGAAGGACCAAUCCUCUGGUUUUACCAACAAGCUCAAGAACAUAACCUUCGAGUACUGGGCUGCAACGGCAGUCAUCGGAAUUGCGGUAGUCGCUGGCAUUCUGUACUCACGCAAAAGUUGAUUUUAAAGUUCUCAUCAAACUUCUGAACGCUUAAGACUGCGUAAUAUUAUUUUUAAUUGACUUGGUCUCCUACCAAGUUAGAGGUGCUGCUAUUUCUUAAGCAAUUUUGUGGUUAGGCCAUAAUAGAACACCUAUUCAAUCUUCUGCUACACUAAGAAUUGUUUACUAGUGGUUUUCUUUAUACUUGUUUACUAGCAAUUUUGAGUUUUAUUGCUAUUCUUUUUUAUUUCUGCA